AUGUCAGCAGCAACUAAGGAUAGACUUGGUAUAUUUGAUAAGAAAACCCGUGAUGUCAUCAAGUCGGAUAUGAUCAAAAUGAGCAAUGGUGGUGGUGGUCAAAAAGUGGCAGUAAAAAGCGGGAAAACGGCACAAGAGUCACCGGAAGAAUCCAUGGCCAGAAUUGAGAAAAAGGUAGAAGAGAUGUCGUCAAAACACGAGGAUCUCAUGAAACUGAUGGCCGACAAAAUUUACGGACCAAUCGAGACGGGCAACGAGAAAUACGAACAUCAGUCGUUGGCGAAUUUGAUGAAUAUUCCAGAUGAUAUGGAGUAUUCACAAGAUGAUGAGGAGGAGGAAUUUCUUAGAUCCGCCACCUCGCAACCAUCCACUUCAAUGGCUCGUCAACGUAAACCAGAAGUCGUCACUCGUCAACCAGUGGCCACCAAGACACCGAAAGUUUCCAGAAAGACGACAUCACCUCCACGUGUCGAAUCGAAUCCACAAAUCACCGCCUCCUACAUCUUCUAUCGUUUCGCUUUCAUGUUCAUUGCUAUUUUCGUUGUACCUUAUAUCACUGCUUACUUCCGCAAUAAGUUCCAAAUGACUCUCAAACAACGUCUCUACAUGUGCAUGUUCCAUAAUCCCCAAAGUGAUCGCUUCCAAUGGACAGCCGCCGGACAUGUCGCCAAGAAGUCAACGAUGUCAUCGUCGCCAGCUAUAAAUUGGAGUUCAAUUUCUGUUGUCGUGUUAGUUGCAGAAGUAGCUUUUGUUGUUCUCUCCGCCUGUAUUCUUUCAGAUGACCAACAGCACCACAGAUUCGGAGAGGAGUCAAAAACGAUGAAGAAAGAAGGCUUCAGUGUGAAAUGA
This is a messenger RNA of Caenorhabditis remanei, 849 nucleotides long. RefSeq lists its product as uncharacterized. Lineage: Eukaryota; Metazoa; Nematoda; Chromadorea; Rhabditida; Rhabditidae. The transcript is spliced from 6 exons. The record is from RefSeq and is a predicted model, not a curated record. Bases 1 to 849 code for a protein of 282 amino acids.